Messenger RNA from Gamsiella multidivaricata, 687 nucleotides. Its product is annotated as calmodulin. The transcript is spliced from 4 exons. The coding region runs from base 101 to 550 and encodes 149 amino acids. Lineage: Eukaryota; Fungi; Mortierellomycota; Mortierellomycetes; Mortierellales; Mortierellaceae. Gene Ontology annotation, molecular function: calcium ion binding; enzyme regulator activity. The record is from RefSeq and is a predicted model, not a curated record.
GUCGCUUGGUUUUGUUUUCACUCUUUUCUUCCUCAUCAUCUCUUCUUUCACACCUAUUCUUCCUCCCUCUACCCUUCAAGAACAGACUAAAGCGCACACAAUGGCCGAUCAAUUAACCGAGAACCAGUUGGCCGAGUUCAAAGAGGCCUUCUCCCUCUUCGACAAGGAUGGCGAUGGUACCAUCACAACCAAGGAGCUCGGCACAGUCAUGCGCUCUUUGGGCCAGAACCCAACCGAGGCCGACCUUCAGGAUAUGGUCAACGAGGUGGAUGCAGAUGGCAACGGCACUAUCGACUUCCCCGAGUUCUUGACAAUGAUGGCCCGCAAGAUGGUUGACACCGACUCUGAAGAGGAAAUUAAGGAAGCUUUCAAGGUCUUCGACAAGGACGGCAACGGUUAUAUCUCUGCUGCCGAGCUCCGUCACGUCCUCACUAACCUUGGUGAACGCUUGACUGACAGCGAGGUCGAUGAAAUGAUUCACGAGGCUGACGUUGACGGUGAUGGUCAAAUCAACUACGAGGAAUUCGUUCGCAUGAUGAUGAGCAAGUGAAAAGGAUCUGUCACUCUUUGACCUGUUUAUAUUACUCAAUGGAGGAAGGACGAUCUUGCUCAGACAGAAUCCUGCAGCCAUAAUGGAUCUCCAGGAAUAUAAAGAUAGCAAGAAAAAAAUGAAUGUCUUCUGUUUGU